Messenger RNA from Sporisorium graminicola, 1245 nucleotides. RefSeq lists its product as uncharacterized. The record is from RefSeq and is a predicted model, not a curated record. The transcript has a single exon. Gene Ontology annotation, molecular function: RNA binding. Bases 1 to 1245 code for a protein of 414 amino acids. Gene Ontology annotation, biological process: tRNA modification. NCBI's taxonomy places the organism in Eukaryota, Fungi, Basidiomycota, Ustilaginomycetes, Ustilaginales, Ustilaginaceae.
AUGCCCUCUAAGCGCAAACGCUCCGGUCCCGGAUUCAACCGCGAUGCCCCCGCCGAUUCAACCGCUGCAUUCAAGCGCUCCAAACCCGCUUACAACCAGGUCUACCGUCUGUCAUCGCGAAACAUCUCAGGCCCGGGAAUCUUUGUCACUUGCGUUCAAUCCAAAGAGCGCAAAGCAGCGCUUCAGUUCAUUGACCUGCUCAACGAUGUAGCUGACCGAAUCUAUCCUGGUGUCGCACCGCAACCCUUGCCAGAAGCGGAGGAGAAGAAGGAUGCCACCGCGCUUGUUGCAGACGAAGAGGAUAUGGACGCGCUCAGGAAUGGUGCUGUCGCUGAGAGCGCGGAGCAGCCGCCUGCAGCUGUACAAGAGCAAGUAGAGGUGCGAGAGGAGCCAACGAAGAAAGAAGCAGCAGAGGAGGACGACAUCGCCGCAAAAAUCGCAGCAGAGCUCAAAGACAUCAAGUCUUCCGAACGCCCGCGAGGCAGCCACUCGAAAAAGGGCAAACCCUCCGCUGGUCCCGCACCACGCUUCCGCAAUGUCGAAACAGACACAGAAUGCUUCCUCUUCAUCUCGGUCAGCCCACCGUUCGACCCGUACCUGCUCGUCUACACCAUCCUCUCGGACGUCGAACUCUCCGGCGAACCGCGCUCACGGUUUGUCCAGCGCCUCACUCCCGUCACCGCCACCUGCGCCGCCAACGCUGCCGACCUCACCACGCUCGCGCGCCAAAUCCUCCCCACAUACUUCUCCACCAACGCGGACGAGGGCAAGACGUUCAAGAUCGACCCUCGCAUCCGAUCGCACAGCAAGCUGAAACGCAACGACGUGAUCCAGACCAUUGCCGCUGCUAUCCCCACCGCCGAGGACGCAGGGCGCACCAGGAUCCACAACGCAAACCUCACCGCGCCGGACUACUGGAUCGUUGUCGAGGUCGUCAAGAACUCGGCGGCUAUCAGUGUGGUCAAGGAAUACGAGCGGUACAAGAAGAUGAACCUGCAGUCGGUUGCGCAGGCGGCAAACGAGAUUAAGGCCCAAGAGACCGCGCAGGGCGAUCAGGGCAGGAUUGCAGCUAGUCUGGUCGCCAAAUCCGAGGACAGCGAGAAGCAGGCAACGCAAAAGGCGGACGAGGAGAAAGCGCCACAACAAUCUGCGGAAAGUUCAGCAGAGACGGCAGCGCCAACAACAGCAGAAGCAGCACCUGAACAAAACGACGAACAGCAAAUGGCAAACUUCCGCCUCUUCUAA